Messenger RNA from Cottoperca gobio, 2059 nucleotides. RefSeq names its product doublecortin domain containing 2B (gene dcdc2b). Gene Ontology annotation, cellular component: microtubule; microtubule organizing center. Gene Ontology annotation, biological process: intracellular signal transduction. The record is from RefSeq and is a predicted model, not a curated record. Lineage: Eukaryota; Metazoa; Chordata; Actinopteri; Perciformes; Bovichtidae.
UGUAUUUUUAAAAGGUCACUUGAGAUGUUUUUUAUCACCUGCUGGGUAAUGCUAAUAUGCAUGAUAUGUGUCAAAUAUUUAUUUGUGGGGAGGAAGAUACAGACAACUGGGUGUAGAGGUUAUCUUAUUGAUUCAGCUUACAACAACACAGCGACCCACCCAUUCUCCCCUGCUCUGUCUCUUUUGUUGUGGUUGCUGCCGAUGGUUUGGCCCACAAAGCCGGUCAUUGCUGGCCACGCUGCCAUAGCAACCAGGAAAUACUCACCGCCGUCAGUGGAGUAGUGUGUGUGUGUGUGUGUGUGUUUGUGUCUUAGGGGGAUAGAGAGAGCAGAACGUGGUGAGUGGGAGUCCAGACGGACCACAACAACACAAGAGACUGAUUUUCACCUUUCGCCUUCAAAUUCUCUCCUUUUCCUCGCUUUAUCUUCCAGCUGGCUUCUGGCUCAGAUGGCUGCCAGCACCGCAGCCCCGACUCUCCUGCCUCCAGUGAAGAGCGUGAUGGUGUAUAAGAACGGUGACCCCUUCUACAGUGGGCGGAGGUUCGUGGUCAACCAGAGACAGGUGGCAACCAUGGAGGCCUUUCUGACUGAAGUGACACAGAGCAUUGGUGCUCCGCUUGCCGUCAGGACUCUGUACACCCCCAGACAGGGCCACAGGGUCCCAAACCUCCAGGAUCUUCAGACAGGAGCCCAGUAUGUCGCUGCUGGCUUUGAAAGGUUCAAGAAACUGGAUUACCUGAGCGCAAGAUCGAAAAAGCAGCCUGCUGGCCGUGAAGAAACCCAGGCCAAAGUGACCCAGAGGCCAAAUGUUUCAGCCAAAUGGAGGAAGUUUAUACCUCUGCCUUGCAUUAUACACGUUUUCCGUAAUGGAGAUUUCCUGUGUCCACCAUUCCGAUUCAUCAUUCCUCGGAGCAUGCAGCAGGACCUGGAGCAGAUCCUGAGUCUGGUCACGGAGAAGGUCAGCUUACGGACCGGAGCCGUGCGCAGGUUGUGCUCUUUGGAAGGAGCGACUGUGUCCUCAGCUGUGGAGCUGGAGACUGGCCACUGCUAUGUUGCUGUGGGAACCGAGAGGUUCAAGAAACUUCCUUAUGUGGAGCUGUUGGUUUCAAAAGCUACAGAAAGAUAUUACCCAGGACAGAGAAGGCUGUUAAGGAGAAAUGAGAACAGGAAAGCUGGAAGCGGUCCAGAAGACCAGUACAGUGACUCAGCCCUCCUCGACUCCCCAGAGUCAGAUGGUCGGAGGGUGAAGUCGACAGGAGAUGAAAGAGCAGCUCCAGCAGAGCAGAGGAGCAGGAGAGAGCGAGCAGAUGAGACGUCUGCCUUCUUCUCCAGGCCGGUCAAGAUCAGAGGACAGCCAAGACCGCCACUCAGCAACGGAUCUGUCCAGCCCAGCGUGUUUAAAAGAGCAGCGAGGAAGAGAAGAGAGGAGGUACGAGGUGCCGAGGAGGUGCAUGAGGAUGAAAACACAGCUACAGAGCUUCCUGUUGACCAGAGAGUUGCAGAAACAGUGGACGAGGAACUAAACAACCAAAACGAUCCUCUGCACAACACACAGCAGAGACAUGCACACGUUAUAGAGAGUGAGCAGCACAAUGGGAGAGAACACCCGCACAAACACAAUGGAAAGCAGGCUCCGUCAUCUGAACAAGACGGUGUGAAACAGACAGAAAAUGAUGCUAGGACUGAAAUACUGGAGCCUGAGCAGAAGCAGACGUCUUCAAAGUCAAGGCCUUCGUCGUCCACCUCUCAGGGACAGAACGUGGAAGGAGAGGAGAGCCCACAGGACGCCUUGUUAGCAGUAGAGCAUCAUCAGGAGGACCGGUGAGAGACGAUUUACAGCAGACGACCCAGCGACUGUUUCUACGAUGACCUAAUGCGGCUAAAUUAAUGUUUGAUUUAAUUGGUAGUUCUUUAACUGUGUUGAUGAGCCAAGCAACAACUUUUAAUUUGUUAUUUACAAAAAUCAAUAAUGUGAAAAGGCUCAGACUAAAUAAGAACGAGCGCUACAGGAGAUGGACACCAUCAUAAGCUCCAGUACAAUCCUACGUCUUCAAUCCACC